AUGCCAGAAGAUCAGUCUAUGGUGUGUAAGACAUCUCCUGAAGAAGAUAUGGCCCUUAUCAUAGCUAAAAGGCAGGCAGAUCAUGCAAUCAACUUCGUGAAUAGCAACAGAUGCCUGGGGAGAUUUCUUCUGGAACUCUGCAAGACACAGGCAGUGGUGUCUGAGAGUAGAAAGAUGUUGCCUCUGCUUAGCAUUCCACUAAUUACUGUAACAAUUUUAAUCAUUGUGGGGCUUGUGGGAAAUGGAUUUAUUACAGUCAUUAAUUGCCUUGACUGGACCAAAAGUGGAAAAAUCUCUCCUUCUGAUAUGAUCCUGAUCCCUCUGAGCACGUCAAGAUUUGUGUUACAGGGGACAUUCACAGUGUUUAUCCACAGUCUCUAUUUUCCAGAUAUUCCCAAACUGUUUCUUCUGUAUACAGCAUCUAUUAUCUUAUGGAUGUUUGUGAACCAGGCCAGACUCUGGUUCGUCACCUGGCUCGGUGUCUUGUACUGUGUGAAGAUCAUCACUUUCACCCAACCUCUCUUACUGCGAAUGAAGCAGAGAAUCUCUGGGAUAGUUCCACAGCUGCUCCUGGGAUCAGUGCUGGUUUCUUCUAUCCCCUCUGUCCCAUUGUUGUGGACUCUGUGCAACAACUCGGUGACAGAUACUAAUUUGAGUACCCCAGAUCUCUCUCUUUUCCUGUACACUAUGGGGGUUUUCUUUCCUCUUACAGUAUCUGUGAUGUCUUUAGUACUGUUACUUACUUCUCGAAGCAAAAAAAUGGAAUAAAAUGCAGACAGUUUCAGGAAUUUGAAGACAGAUGCUCAUAUAAAUGCCAUGAAAGCUUUGAUCUCUUUCCUUAUCCUCUAUGUUUCCAGUUUUCCUGCUCACAUUCUAUUAUUACUCUUGAAUAAUGUAGAUAACAUCUGGUCUGUUGCAAUCUGUACAAUAAUGAUUCCUGCAUAUCCAUCAGUCCAUUCCAUUAUCUUGAUUUUAAUUAAUUCCAAACUAAAAGAGGCAUUAAUAAGAAUUCUCCAUUGUAUGAAGUGCCAUCUGAGCAAACAGACUUCUUAA
Messenger RNA from Pelodiscus sinensis (Chinese soft-shelled turtle), 1053 nucleotides. The record is from RefSeq and is a predicted model, not a curated record. Lineage: Eukaryota; Metazoa; Chordata; Testudines; Trionychidae.